Molecule: messenger RNA, 1615 nt
Organism: Gekko japonicus
Lineage: Eukaryota; Metazoa; Chordata; Lepidosauria; Squamata; Gekkonidae
Gene: ACAA1
Product: acetyl-CoA acyltransferase 1
Exons: 12
Biological process (GO): phenylacetate catabolic process; fatty acid beta-oxidation
Cellular component (GO): peroxisome
Molecular function (GO): acetyl-CoA C-acyltransferase activity
Source: RefSeq, a predicted model, not a curated record
GGCGGGGGGCGGCUCCAGGCGGGGCCCUGCCUCGCGCUCUCCGGCCAGGCGCGCCCCGCCGCCCCGGAGGAUGUGGUGGUCGUCCACGGGCGGAGGACCCCCGUCGGGAAGGCCAAGCGCGGGGCGCUCAAGGACACGACACCUGAUGAGCUUCUGGCUGCUGUCAUGACAGCUGUCCUGAAAGAUGUCCAACUGAAGCCUGAGGACCUGGGAGAUAUCUGUGUGGGGAAUGUUCUUCAACCUGGCGCUGGUGCACUCACAGCAAGAAUUGGACAGUUUCUAAGUGGCAUUCCGGCGACCGUUCCAUUAUCCUGUGUCAACAGGCAGUGUUCCUCUGGAUUGCAAGCAGUGAUCAAUAUAGCCGGAGGCAUCCGAAAUGGGUCUUACGACAUUGGCUUGGCUUGUGGAGUCGAAAGCAUGUCUCUGCGGAGCGUCGGCAACCCUGGGGACGUCAGCUCCCGUAUGAUGGAGAACAGCACUGCCAGAGAUUGCUUGAUCCCGAUGGGCAUAACUUCAGAGAACGUGGCGGAAAGAUUUGGUGUCUCCCGGCAAAAGCAAGAUGCCUUCGCACUGGCUUCCCAGCAAAAAGCAGCCCGAGCCCAGCAGAUGGGGUGGUUUAAAAACGAGAUCGUUCCCGUAACGACCACCAUCACGAACGACCAGGGCAAGGAGCAGACGGUCACGGUACUCCAGGACGAAGGGAUCCGGCCGGGCACCACGCUGGAAGGGCUGGCGAAGCUGAAGCCGGCCUUCAAAGAGGAUGGUACCACCACCGCUGGUAAUUCCAGCCAGGUGAGUGACGGUGCCGCUGCUGUUCUCCUGGCCAGACGCUCCCGAGCGUCCCAGAUGGGCCUUCCUGUCCUGGGCGUGCUGAGGUCUUACGCCGUGGUUGGAGUCCCACCCGACAUCAUGGGCAUCGGGCCAGCCUAUGCCAUUCCGGUUGCCCUGGAAAAGGCUGGUCUGACUGUGAAGGAUAUCGACAUCUUUGAAAUCAACGAAGCCUUUGCCAGUCAGGCCGUGUACUGCGUGGAGAAGCUGGGCAUCCCCCCGGAGAAGGUCAACCCCCUCGGUGGCGCCAUCGCCUUGGGGCACCCCCUGGGCUGCACCGGAGCUCGACAGGUCGUCACUCUGCUGAACGAGCUGAAGCGGAGGGGGAAGAGAGGCUACGGAGUGGUCUCCAUGUGCAUCGGGACCGGCAUGGGAGCGGCGGCGGUGUUUGAGUACCCGGGCAACUGACGUGCAGCGGCCUAACUCCUGGAGUGGCCUGCAGCCACCCGCCAGUGGUCCCGGUGCCCCGGCUUCAGGAACCCAUCCAAUGAAAAGAUGCUAAAAAGUACAGCCUGUGGGCGGAGCGCAUCCCACCCCACCCCCUUCUUGCACUGUCUUUCUGCUCUUGGUGAUUCAUGGCCCUGCCAGGCAGAGGCCCGGCCUCUGUCCAGCAUGGCGACCAAUCAGCUUGUGUCCUUGGUUCCCCGGAAGAAUCUCGUCCUGCGGGCUGUAACGUGUUAGGUGCCCUGUUUACGGUUGGUGAUGGGCAUACUGUGUCGGGCGUAGUGGUUAAAGUGUCGGAUGAGGGUCUGGGAAACGCAGGUUUGAAUCCCUACUCUGUCGUGGG